Messenger RNA from Diprion similis, 1555 nucleotides. RefSeq lists its product as uncharacterized. Gene Ontology annotation, molecular function: protein binding. Gene Ontology annotation, cellular component: SCF ubiquitin ligase complex. Lineage: Eukaryota; Metazoa; Arthropoda; Insecta; Hymenoptera; Diprionidae. Bases 146 to 1555 code for a protein of 469 amino acids. The transcript has 2 exons. The record is from RefSeq and is a predicted model, not a curated record. Gene Ontology annotation, biological process: SCF-dependent proteasomal ubiquitin-dependent protein catabolic process.
GAAAGUAACGAUUUACAGCGUAUAGAGAGUCUUCGAGAUACCGUAAAAGUAAACAAUAUUGAUUUGAUCAUCGAAAAAUACGUUCCACCGCAACCUUAAAUCUCCUGACUUCGCAUCUUCUAUUUUCAGUGAUCGAACCAAAAAGAUGCCUAAACGAAAGCAACCGACUCCUCUGCAGAAGACGGUCCUCAACUUCCUGAUUAAAUUCGUCACGGACUAUUUCGUCAACCUCAGUCGUGUGGGGUCUUUGGACGAUCUUCGCCGAGGUGUUGCUGCAGUCAAGAAGGAAAUAUGCUGCCACAUUCCUCGUGAAUUGUCAGCAGAGUUUCAUCACAGAGUAAUCGAGAUAUUUCCACACCUGUCGGAAUUUCCGUGUAAAUUUUUUCCUGACAGCUACCUAAACGCUGUCCUGGAACUGAUAAUGGACGUGCCGAUUCCAGGACUAAAAUGCGAAGGUCUAAUCAUGGCUGGUCUGAAUCGUCGCGACGCGCAUCGUCUCGACGGCUUGACUGUUCUGAACUUGUCAUCUUAUCUCAAAAAAAUUCCCACGAGUCUCGGACGAUUUCACCUGCAGGAUUUGACGACGUUUAUCUACCGGGAACAUUGCACCGACGUUGACCUUAUCGUCAUCGGAGGAAACUGUCCGAAACUUGAGACCCUCGACGUUACCGACUCGGAAAAGGUCUCUGACCGAGGUUUGCAAGCACUUAGUCAAUGCUCGAAGUUGCGAACUGUUCGCAUUGCUCUAUGUCGCGUCACCAAUCGAGGCAUUAAAAAGCUGCUGUCUGAUCACAAAAGUAUAGAAAGAUUGGCCGCCUGGCCGGACAAUGGCUACGACGGGUUCAAUUGCUUUUUUUCCACUUCAUACUCGACGAAAUUUUCAUCGAUAAGCCGAUUCAACGUCGUGAUGAAACGUAUUGGAACCUCGCACCUAAAUUCCAUUGCAAACAAGUUUCCCAACUUGGCUUUUCUCGGGAUUCAUGGAUCUCUCUUAAAGGGCCUCGACCCCCUCCUGGCUUUCCGCAAACUCUCCAAGCUCGACUUGAGGGCUGCAACUGGUUGGAACUGGUCCAAUCUUAGUCAAGUAUUGGCGGUUAUCGGCGCUAAUAUAACCGAAUUGAAGACUGCCUCCAAUCGCGAAGACUCUGAACCGAAAUCUUUCAUGUCGCAGAGUGACUUGGAUUGCGUGUUCGAGUAUUGCGAGAAUGUUGAAUGGUUCAGUUUCGACUUUCUGCCCAAAAAACACAGCGAAAAAAUAAUGGUACCACCUUUUCCCAGGUUGACACACUUCCAUGGUCACGUACAUCAGAAACACGAUAUCACGUACAAAGUUCUCUUGAGAUUUGGGGCGAUGCUGAAGCUUGAGGAACUCCUCAUGAAUGGAUUUUAUAUCACCGUCAAUUUCAUAGAGUCUGUUAUUCUAGACAGCGCGAGAUUUCCAAACCUGACAAAGAUCAUGGUACCUGUGAUUAAUGGUUAUGACGGAAGUUUCAGUGACUUUUAUUGGAUCGCGACAGAGCGUAAUCUUGAUUUUAGGGUCACGGGCAUCUUGUAG